AGGGCGCGGAAGGCGCGCGGGAGCGGCCGUUGGGGCGACCCGGGCCCGGCGGGGCGGCGACAUGACCCAGCAGGGCGCCGCGCUGCAGAACUACAACAACGAGCUCGUCAAGUGCAUCGAGGAGCUGUGCCAGAAGCGAGAGGAGCUAUGCCGGCAGAUCCAGCAGGAGGAGGACGAGAAGCAGCGGCUGCAGAACGAGGUGCGGCAGCUCACCGAGAAACUGACGCGCGUCAACGAGAACCUGGCCCGCAAGAUCGCGUCCCGCAACGAGUUUGACCGCACCAUCGCCGAGACCGAGGCCGCCUACCUCAAGAUCCUCGAGAGCUCGCAGACGCUGCUCAGUGUGCUCAAGCGGGAGGCGGGCAACCUGAGCAAGGCCACUGCCACCGAGCAGAAGGGCAACACUGGCAAGGACAACUGAGCUGGUACACCACCCAUGACCGUGCCCUCCCUUUGACUCCAGGCCAGCAGCGACCCAGGCAGCUGGAGGCCAGGGCAGCUGUGCCCCUUUGCCUCCAAUUGGCUUGAGCGGUCAGUCACCCCCCAAUAAAUCGUUUUCUUAAA
Messenger RNA from Suncus etruscus (white-toothed pygmy shrew), 564 nucleotides. RefSeq names its product SS nuclear autoantigen 1 (gene SSNA1). Bases 62 to 421 code for a protein of 119 amino acids. Gene Ontology annotation, cellular component: ciliary basal body; centrosome. Lineage: Eukaryota; Metazoa; Chordata; Mammalia; Eulipotyphla; Soricidae. The record is from RefSeq and is a predicted model, not a curated record. The transcript has 3 exons.